Molecule: messenger RNA, 6229 nt
Organism: Cephus cinctus (wheat stem sawfly)
Lineage: Eukaryota; Metazoa; Arthropoda; Insecta; Hymenoptera; Cephidae
Product: proteasome adapter and scaffold protein ECM29
Exons: 29
Coding region: 120-5564 (1814 amino acids)
Biological process (GO): proteasome assembly
Cellular component (GO): cytoplasm; nucleus
Molecular function (GO): molecular adaptor activity
Source: RefSeq, a predicted model, not a curated record
GCCUGAUCCAAUGCCCGAGUUUGUUUUUCCUAGAUCGUCAACUUCUUGGUAUCUCGUAUUUGAUCCAAAAUUGUAUCUUUGGAUAGCCUUCCUUAACUUUUUCAUAAUUUUACAGUUAAAUGCGUUCCAAAAUGGCAGCGGCGACGGACGAGCUGAUUCUUUUGGAGCGGGUAUUUCUACGUUUGGGUUCAGCAGAAACAGAUGAACAACUUCAAGCAUCCGUAUGUAAAUUUCUACCACCUGUUUUGCUGAAGCUGUCUAGCUCCCAAGAAGGUGUUAGAAAGAAAGUAAUGGAGCUGCUCAUUCAUAUCAAUCGAAGAGUGAAAAGCAGACCACAAGUUCAACUUCCUGUGGAAGCUCUAUUAUUACAAUAUCAAGACCCUGCUGCCAGUUCCUUUGUAAUUAAUUUUACAAUAAUAUAUAUUAAAUUGGGAUAUCCACGAAUGGAAAUCAGCAAACAAGCUGAAUUAGUUCCCAGUGUAUUAAAUGCUAUUGAAGGAAAACCACUUUCUCAUCAAGACAGUUUGAUGCUAGUAAUAAUGCCGGCAUUGGGUCAUAUAAAUAUUCCAAUGGACAGUGAUAAAAGAGCAUCUCUACUUGGCUUGCAGGAUAAGCCUUAUGUAGCAAAACAAUUAAUUAAUUUUAUGCUUGAUGUGCUGCUUCUACCAUAUGGUUCUGUGGGACAAGCUGAAAAUCAGCAACCUGGACAACCAAUUGAUUGGUCCCAGUUUCCAGUACCACCUGGCCUGAGUGAUUAUGCAUUCAAAAGAGUGAUUGGUGAAAAUCCACCAACUGCUGAGCAACUUGAACAUACUAAACUGGGGAUAGUCAAAUUUCUUGCUGGUGGAUUUUUUUCUGAUUCCGAUAUCCUCAUUCAUCUGAUUGUUGCAGCUGCAGACACCAGAUUCAGCGUUGCCAACAUGGCUGAUCUUGAGUUGAAAAAAAUUGUGGGUACGUUGGACUGGUCGUCAAUGCAGUUGGCUGCACCACUUUAUACUUUGUUUUUGGGCACUGAUGCACUGGCAACACAAAAAGAAGUUAAACCAGAGAUGAAAAGAUUACCAGCUAGUACGCGAAUUCGUCUUAAGCUGUUGCAUUAUCUUUGCCGCGUAACUAGAGCUGGUUUUAUCAUUCCUCCAUGUAUUCAGGUUGUAUUUGAUUCCCUCUAUGGUGACAACACAAACCCAAAGUUAAAGUCGUUGGCGCUACAGUUUACCUCAAAUAUUGUUCAGCAGUGCAGUUUGCCUCCCUUGAUUCGUGUAGCCGGCGUCAUUCUGAAUGGAAUGGUAAAAUUAAUUUCAGAACGUGAGCCAGCUCACAAAGCUAUGGCUUAUACAGUCAUUGGACAGCUUGGUCAGAGAAUUCCCACUUUAAUUAAUAAAGAUUUGAGUUUGCUACAAAACUUCUUUGGUACUUUGGCAUCAACGGAGGGAGAAUUGCAACAAACUGUAAAAAAUGCAUUGAUUAGUAUGUCCUCAGCGUUUGUACUUAAUAGGGAGGACGAGAACAAUAUAGCUAUGAUGAAUGCUUUGCUUUCUGUUCAUAUAGAAUCUUCUGAAUACUGCGUUAGGUUUGUUGCUGCUCAUUAUGCUGCAACAGUAUUUCCACCUGAUGAUGCGCCUUCGCGAUAUCUAUUACUUUUGGCAUGUGGCGACAACAAACAUGAAGUUAAUACUGAAGCAGUGAAGGCUUUAUACGGAACUGCUCAUAAGAACGAACGAGAUAAAGAAGAUGCUAAAGAGAUAUUCUUACCUGACUUUCCAAAGCUCGUAUCUUACAUCCAUUCAAAAUUGCAGGCUAGAAUGAAUAGUUCUGGGACUGGAAAAGUUAAUGUAGGAAGUAAAACGCUUCCUUAUAAUAUCGCUGCAUUUACAGAGAUUAUAACGUACCUUCGUUUAUGUCUUGCAAAAAGUGCCGAGGUGCCAUUUAAAAGUGAGCCCUUGCAACAUCCGUCUGAAUAUACUCCUGUCAUUGGACGAUACUUGGAAAAUUUGUAUAAGGAACAGCCGGAACCUCUGAAUCAUUAUCUUGAUAUGAUAAUGCUUCUUAGUCAUGCAUCUGCGGGUCAAGUAUCUCUGAAUGCGUUAUUGGAAGUCGUAGGAACGAUUCCACAGUAUAUGUCAAAACGUAAUGAGAAGGAAUUAUCGUGGCUGCGAUCAUUACUCUCAUCGGCUAAGGAAGAUAUUAGAGAAUUAGCAGCAAAAAUUUACGCUAUAACUAUAGCUUAUAUAUCAAAUACCGAUUUUGAGAAACAAGUAUCAGAGAUUAUACACAGUACGAAAAAUAAAUCUCUCGAGACCCAGCAUGGUGCAUUGAUAGCCCUGUCUUAUAUGAUGGAGAGAAAAUUAAUAACGAGAAGAAAUGAUAAUAAAGAUGAGCUAUUGAAGUGGGGGAGUUAUAUUGAUACCGUAAAAACAAUAUAUACAUUUCUCACGGACAACACUAAUUUGCUGGUUAACGCAGCCAGUCAGGGAAUUGGUACGAUAAGCAAAGCCUUUGCUUUGCCACUUCCAGCCGAAGAUAAACAGGAACCUAAUAAAAAAGCUCUUGUAGAGACACUGUUUAAUAUUCUCACCAAUAGCAAAAUGAAUACUAAGGUCAAAGAGAAAGCUGCUCUUUCCCUGGGAUUUCUAUGCGUUGGCGAAGACUUUCCACACACAAAAUAUAUAGCGGAGAAAUUUGUAGGAAUGGCAGAAGAGAGCAAAGAUGUAGAAGUUCAUCUCACUGUGGGAGAAUCUCUAGUCUGUUGCGUGCAGGGUCAAUCAUCUCCAGAAGUUAGGGAUGCCUGGAAGGUGCUACCUAGUGAACAUCAAGUUCCAUACAGCAAUGAAAGUAACCAGCUCUUGGCAUUUGUUCUAGAUAAAUUAUUGAAAACUGCGCGCAUUCCGCAUCCAAAUUCGCGGCAGGCGGUAUGCAUUUGGUUACUGGCAUUACUUAAACAUAAUGCAAAGCGAAAACAUCUCAUUGAUAGGUUACCAGAAAUUCAAAGUACAUUUAUGGAUUUUCUUUCGGAGAAUAAUGACAUUGUACAAGAUGUAGCAUCGAAAGGUCUUGGUUUGGUAUAUGAUAGUAGCAAAGAAGAUGAACGUAAAGCAUUAGUAUCAGGCUUAUUAGAGCAACUGAUGCAAGGUCGUAAGACAGUAGCCCAAGUUACUAGUGAUACUAAAUUAUUUGAAGAAGGACAGCUAGGUAAAAGUCCAACUGGAGGGAAUCUAUCAACAUAUCGAGAAAUCUGUUCACUCGCCUCAGACUUAAAUCAACCAGAACUCGUUUACCGUUUUAUGCAUUUGGCCAAUCACAAUGCAGUGUGGACGUCUAAAAAAGGCGCAGCGUUUGGCUUCUCGGCGAUUGCAAAUCUUGCUAGCGAUGAAUUAAAUAAAUAUUUACCAAGUAUUGUGCCACGAUUGUAUAGGUAUCAGUUCGAUCCAACUCCAAAAAUUCAACAGAGUAUGGCCAGCAUUUGGCACGCUAUCGUUCCUUCCACACAUAAAGUUCUGGAGCAAUAUCAUAAAGAGAUAUUGAAUGAUAUUACUGUCAAUUUGACAAAUAAUCAAUGGCGAGUUCGUAUCAGUUGUUGCCUUGCACUUGCCGAACUUCUAAGAUCAAAUGCUCCAAUAGAGUUGGCUGAGUGUGCUCCAGAACUGUGGAAACAAUUGUUUCGAGUUAUGGAUGAUGUUCAUGAGGGAACUAGAACAGCCGCAACUAACACUACAAAAGUACUUAGCAAGGUCUGCAUUCGACAGUGCGACGUGUCUUAUGGUAAAUCUGGAGAACAUAUUCUUCAAGCUAUAUUGCCAGUGCUAUUGGAUAUUGGUAUUAUUCAUACUGUCAAUACAAUUAGAGCAGUUUCCCUGCAAACGGUUUCUCAGCUCGUGACAACAGCUGGUAGUUUACUUAAGCCUUCGUUGGUCAAUUUAAUACCUGCUUUGCUAACUGCUACCGGUGAAUUGGAAAAUCCUAAAUUGAUGUACUGGAGUGCAGCAUUUGGUGCUAUGUCAGAUGUGCAGGAGGUCAUUGACACAGAGAGGUCUAGUGCAGUUAAAAGUCAUUACACGACAGAAACAAUGACAAAAUGUAUUCCGUACAUUGAUGGUACUACACUGAAGGAUUUAAUGCCAAAAGUGAUAGAAUUAAUUAAGUCAAGCAUAGGACUUGGAACGAAAGUGGCUUGUUCGCAUUUCUUAGUUCUCCUCAGCAGUCACUUGAAAUUAGAGUUACAACCUUACACUGGUAAAAUACUAGCAGCUUUGGUAAAUGGCUUGACAGAUCGAAAUGUUGCUAUAAGGAAGAACAAUGCAGUCACUAUUGGACACAUUGUUGGAUCUGCUAAAGAAUCUAGUCUGGAAAAAUUGUUUAAUAUGCUGAACACUUGGUACAUGGAACGAGAAGACGAUUCAAUUCGAUUAGCUAUUGGGCAAACGUUGCAAUCCAUAAACAAUCAUAAUCAAGAGAUUCUAAAGAAUUAUUCGGAUAUUGUCAUACCUCUCACGUUUUAUGCAAUGCACGCAGAGAAGACUCCAGGGACUGAAAAUACAGUGGAAUUGUGGACCAACCUAUGGGGCGAGAUUGCACCAGGAACGGAAACAGGAAUCAGACAAAAUUUAAGUGUAAUAACAAAUAUUCUAAAUACCUGCUUAGAGUCUGCAUCUUGGACCACAAAAGCCCAGGCUGCAAAUGCUGUUUCUACUGUCGCUACAAAAUUGGGAGCUGACAUAGACGAAGAUGCUAGAAAUUCUUUAUUAAAGAUUCUUACAAAUGGUCUGCAAGGCAGAACUUGGAAUGGCAAGGAACGACUUCUGAAUGCACUCGCAACCUUAGCAUGCAAUAGCAAAGAGGCUCUGGGCAAGGAUCCUAAGUUAAGCGAAGCUAUUGUAGAAGCUUUAUAUAAAGAGAGUAAAAAGGAAGCUAUAGAAUAUCGUCGCCAUGCGUUAAAGGCGUUGUCUGAUGUUUUACAUGAGCUGGAUAUAGAUAAGUUCACACAAAUUUAUGAUAUAGCCCAAGAGAUCUUAUUAAAACUUGCAAAUAAGGACGACAAUGAUGAAGAAAGUUCACCAACGGAGAAUUCCAAAAAGAGGGAAGAUAAAAUUAAAUUGCAAGAAACAGUCUACGAAGCCCUUGGAAAGGCUUGGCCUUCUAAUACGGAAACACAAGACAAAUAUUCCAUACAGUUUGUCACGCAUUGUUACGAAAUGUUACCCAACAAUACGAGGCCAAUUCAAGUCGCCAUUUUGAUGACAUUAAGUCUUUUUGUGGAUAAGCUAGUAUUAUUCAAAACUGAUGUUUCGAAAACCUCCGCUAAGGAUAAGGAAACAUUGGCUUCCAUAUGUGACACAUUGGAUAAGAUAUUAAGACAGUCUAUAGGUAUAUCAAAGUACACGAGGAUAAGGAAGGAAGCAUUGAAUAUUGUUUUCUCCCUCUCCAAAAAAUUACGCGAUACCAAAAAUACAAAACAGCUUGAGAAUGUAACUUCUCUUUUUAAGGAGCUUCUGCCUGACUUAUCAAAGGAUAAUCAACCGGAAAUUCGUUCUAGGGUUGUCGACAUUAAAGAUAUGCUCAAGGUUUAAGCAUUAAAAUCAUUAUUAUUGGAUAAGGUUAUCGGAAAACUUUUAUGGGAAUUAGUUGAAUGUGCGGUCGUCCCAAUCUUCUGAAAUACGGUGAUGCAUGAAAUUCAGCUUAAUCAUUUUUAAACGGAGAUGCGUCUAAGUUACAGUACAUAGUGUAUGUUGCUUAUAUAAAAUAAGCGAACGAGAGAGCGUAAUACAUUUCUGGUAACCUUAACAAUAUUUAUUUUUGCCGAGUGAGGAGAGAACCGUUAGAUUAUGCAAUGACACGGUAACUCGAGAUAGGAAUUGAACUUUUAAAUUGACAUUACACAUCACUCCACGGUGUCUGGAAUUACAAUAUGCGUAUAGCCAUACUAUUACUGUAAUCAAAAUACAAAAUUUGAUCAUAACUCUAGUAUCUUUUACAUUAAUAUUUUUCUUACAAUUUCCUUUGCGUCAAUUGUUCUUUGUUUUUGAUUUUUUGAAAGAUUUACACGAUUGAAUAACUUAUCUUUUAGUUUGUGUAUAUUUUAUGUUUAUAUUAGCAACGAUGUCAUGUAAGGUUGAUACACUCACUUUUCAUAUGUGACUGAAUCAUCGUUAUCCGUACAGUAAUAUUGUAACUUAGCCUACUUAUUUAUAUUACAGCAGAAAUGGAAUAAAACCGAGUAAAGCUAAGUACACUA